AAACAUCACUGAGCCUCAGACUUUCUUUAACAGGCCUGUCAGACCACAAUGAUCCAGCUGUUUGUGUUCAUGUGCCGCAUUUAUACGUUUCAUUUCAAAUCUACUUCACAUUUUAUUAUCUGAUAUCUGCGACACACGGAGACUUCCUGUUAAACAGAAAGUAAACUUUGUGCGUGGGCGUGUUUGGAGCUGCAGGUGUGUCCAGCUGUGGGUUCGUUGGGUCAGCAGAGGAUUUAACGGGACUUUGUGUCGGUUUGAGUUGUUUUUAAAGGAGGAUGAAGACGCUGGUGGUGUUCCUGCUCCUCAUGAACGUUUCCCAGCAUGCCCUGGCUGUGGUGGUGGAGGUGAAUGAGGGGGAAAGAUCUGUCCUGCUUCCCUGUCAGUACUCAGGUUUUAUACCUGAUGACCCCACAGUGAUGUGGACUCGCUCUGAUCUUCAUCCCAAAUCUGUCCAUCUACGACGAGAAGGAGGAGACGAUCUUACAGGGCAAAACCAGCGUUACAGCGGGCGCACAUCAAUGAGGUCUGAUGCUCUGGACACUGGAGACUUCAGCCUCACUCUGAGAAAACCAACAAAGACCGACAGUGGCAACUACACCUGCUCCAUCAGUGAUGGGAGAGAAGAACUGAGACUGAGAGAUAUACAGCUGCAGGUCAAAGACCACCAGGUGGAGGUGGAGGUGGAGGAAGGCUCAGAGUCUGUCAUUCUGCCCUGCAAAACUACAGCUGACCUGCCUCAGGACACCAGAGUGGAGUGGACUCGCUCUGACCCUGAACUGAUGGUGGUUCAUGUGUAUCCAAACAAAAGUAACCACCUUGAUGACCAGGACAGUUUUUACAGAGACCGAACAAAGAUGAACAAAGACCUGCUGAGAACUGGAGACCUCAGUCUGACCCUGAAAUACCCCACAGAGAGAGACAGUGGAGGAUACAUCUGCACCAUCUACAGGGACAAAGACAUCCUGAGACAGAAAGUAGUGCUGCAGGUCAAAGAACAGUUUCCAUCCUGGGCCAAAGCUCUCCUGGUUCUCCUGGUUCUUCUUGUAGUUUCUGGAGGUCUUCUAUAUUAUUUACGUCACUAUUUCAUGUCAGGUGAGUGUCUCCUACUACACUACCCAUAAUGCCGAUGGUCAGCAGGUGUCCUCUGGUGGCUCCUUGACUGCGGCUCACACAAACUUGUUCCAGAAGCUGAAAGAGUUGAGAGUUACAAACAGCUGAUACAGAGAGC
Haplochromis burtoni (Burton's mouthbrooder) is the source of this 1228-nucleotide messenger RNA. RefSeq names its product matrix remodeling-associated protein 8. Gene Ontology annotation, cellular component: external side of plasma membrane. The transcript is spliced from 4 exons. The coding region runs from base 276 to 1121 and encodes 281 amino acids. Gene Ontology annotation, biological process: immune response; T cell costimulation; negative regulation of T cell proliferation. The record is from RefSeq and is a predicted model, not a curated record. NCBI's taxonomy places the organism in Eukaryota, Metazoa, Chordata, Actinopteri, Cichliformes, Cichlidae.